AUGGCGCUGUUAGUCGACAAAAGGACGGCAACACUCGAGGAGUUCUCAGAUUUCGAGGAUCUUCUCAGUACGGUACCUCAAAAACGUAUCGACCACACUCCUCCGAGCUGGCCUCGACUCGGAGUCGCGGGAGCGGAUGAGCUAGUCCAGUCACUCGAGAGACUUUCGAUAGUGCAGAAGGCGGUGGAGGACGAAACUGCGAUGGGACUUAUGUGA
Letharia columbiana is the source of this 216-nucleotide messenger RNA. RefSeq lists its product as uncharacterized. The transcript has a single exon. The record is from RefSeq and is a predicted model, not a curated record. Bases 1 to 216 code for a protein of 71 amino acids. Lineage: Eukaryota; Fungi; Ascomycota; Lecanoromycetes; Lecanorales; Parmeliaceae.